Molecule: messenger RNA, 1745 nt
Organism: Zeugodacus cucurbitae (melon fly)
Lineage: Eukaryota; Metazoa; Arthropoda; Insecta; Diptera; Tephritidae
Exons: 3
Coding region: 1-969 (322 amino acids)
Source: RefSeq, a predicted model, not a curated record
AUGGAAUCCGAUGAGGACGAGUUACUCGCCUCCAGCCCGGAGACGAGUAAGAGUACUACCGGGAGUACCAGCCACAGUACACCGGUUGUGACAGCAGUGGGUACCAAUCAGGGUACUCGUAAGCCAGAUGUGGAAGCUUCCACCUCCAGCGCCGCCAAGAACACCAACCAAAGUGUAGCCGGUAAAUCCGUUGAUGAAGUGGAGAUAAAGAGGCUACAGGAAACAGUGGAGGAGUAUGAAAGCUUCCUGAAAAGGAAGCAAUCAAAACCACUGGAAGAGAAUACGAAGGCGAACAGUUCCCAGAAAAGGAAUCGCUCCCUCAAUGAACCGCAAGGAACCCAGCUCAAGAAACCUAGGCAGGGUGAAAGCGAGAAGAAUAGUACAAAUGCUGCAAGACACUUCAGCGAUGUAGCCAGGGACUGCCUACAGGUAGCCAUUAUCGACGGAAAUUCAUCCUCACCAAAUACUAUACAGGACAGAUGGGUGGAGAUCGACGUCAGAUUGUCGGGUUCAGUGUUAAGCUAUGUGCUCGACAAUCCUGCGGGUCCUCAUCCGGAGUUUGACUCUUCCGAAACCCUGAAUGGUUACAGGGUGAUCAAAUGUAUGAACCAGUCCUCUCUUGAUUUCCUGACGAGUAGUGUAGAUAAGAUUAGCAACGCCUUUGAGAGCCUCCAAUUGAGGCUUAUACCCGCCAGUGAAAUUCCAAAGAGGCCUCGUGUAGGCAUUUGGUUACCCCCUUUGGAGGGAAACUCAAAGAGUGCUACAGCAAAUCUGACUACCCUCAUAAGUGAGAGGGGCGUCGACAUCAGCCUUAUACAAGAGCCCUGGGUCAAGGAGGACACGAUCAAAGGGCUAAACAGCAGCAAUUUUAAUCUUUUCUAUAUGCGUAAUGAAGGUAAACCUCAGCCUUAUACAAGAGCCCUGGGUCAAGGAGGACACGAUCAAAGGGCUAAACAGCAGCAAUUUUAAUCUUUUCUAUAUGCGUAAUGAAGCACAGCAGAUACCACAGUUGUAAAGGUGGAGCAAAAAGAAAAACAUUUCUUUAUGAUCUCAACCUACAUGGCACAUGAUGGGGACGUACCACCCGCAGCCCUCAGAAAAGUAAUCGAAAACAACAACAGAGAAGAUAUCCUAAUAGGGUGUGAUGCCAACGCCAGGCACACCCUAUUGGGUUAGCUCCAGUACAAAUACCAGAGGUGAGUCGCUAUUACAAUAUAUCGAUACUCUUAGGAUUUCCAACUGGCCCCGAACUGCGAAGGAAAUAUAGGUAUGGGGCGCUAUAAUCGAUUCGGCUUCGGCUAAACGGUUUCAACGCCAAUCACAUACAAUAACUCUUUGAAAGCUGGUAAGACCUUAGGACCUAUGUAUAUACUAUAUAUAACGAUAUUUCUAAUGUGUUAUGAUUGAAGAAAGUUAAAGAUUUCAUUGAGGCGAGUGAACUUAUGAUAUGAUAAUCGUUUUUAUACAAGACAACUUUAAUACCUAUAAUAUCGAUACGUAUGUACAUAGAUUUGAAGACUUUUUGGAGACUUAACUGAUUGCGAAUGCAGAGACUGUGAAAUUUUUGAUUUCCUCUAGACGAAAAGUCCACGCACCAGAAAUUUGUCAUAACACCUUUCAACAAACUACCGUACAAGAACUUUUUUAAAUUCCCUUACUCACUCUGUUUAAGUUAUAAAUAUUUUAAAUACGAUACAACCUGCAACAGCAAUGUUAUAAAAUUUGAAAUAAAGCUGCUCUCAAAA